AUGGACAUGGACACCAGCCCGAGGCGGAAGGCUGCAGAUCCGCCCUGCACAUGGAGACGUGUCCACGCGGCCGCUGCUGGCCGAGAGCAAAACCACCGCCAAGCUUGGUUAACUUCAGAAGACAGCGAAAUCAUCCUGACACUGAAAGCUAGAAAUGACCCUCAAGAUGGAGAGGUCUUGAUCCUUACAGAUGGGGAUGGAGGUCAACCGGUCUGCGCUGCCUGUCACAUCAGCAACAGCACGAGGGCAAUAACAGCAAAAAUAGCAAAACCGGCUUACCAAAAUAAGCUAAAGCUAGCUCUAAUAGGUCAAAGUAUUUUUGGUCAAGAAGUCUAUAAUAAGCUGCGAAAAGAGGGCCACAAGGUUGUGGGAGUAUUCACAGUGCCUGACAAGAAUGGACAAGCUGAUCCCUUGGCCCUGGCAGCAGAGAAGGACGGCACUCCUGUUUUCAAGUUCCCCCGGUGGAGAGCUAAGGGCAAACCUAUCCAGGAAGUAGUUGCAGCCUACAAAUCCGUUGGAGCAGAGCUCAAUGUCCUUCCAUUCUGCACGCAGUUCAUCCCCAUGGAUGUUAUUGACUGCCCCAAGCAUGGCUCAAUUAUUUACCAUCCAUCCAUCCUACCACGCCACAGAGGAGCUUCUGCAAUCAACUGGACUUUAAUUCAAGGAGAUAAGAAAGCAGGAUUUACUAUUUUCUGGGCUGAUGAUGGUCUUGACACUGGACCAAUUCUUCUGCAGCGAGAAUGUGAUGUAGGCCAAAAUGAUACUGUGGAUGACCUGUAUAAUCGAUUUCUCUUCCCAGAAGGGAUAAAGGCUAUGGUGGAGGCUGUACAUCUGAUUGCUGAUGGCAAAGCUCCUCGGAUACCUCAGCCUAAAGAAGGGGCAACAUACGAAGGGAUCCAGAAAAAAGAAAAUGCAGAGAUCUCCUGGGACCAACCUGCAACAGCUUUGCACAAUUGGAUCCGAGGUCAUGAUAAAGUACCUGGAGCAUGGGCAAAAAUAGGUGACCAGGUGGUUACUUUCUAUGGAUCAUCAUUAGUUGAUGCUUCAGUCCCAGCUGGACAAGAGCUGGCAAUAAAAGGUGCUUCAAGACCUGGACUUGUAACAAAGAAUGGCCUGGUCAUUUUUGGUAAUGACGRGAAGAUGGUACUAGUGAGGAAUCUACAAUUUGAGGAUGGAAAAAUGAUCCCUGCAUCUAAAUACUUCUCUGCUGAUGAAACAACAGCCUUGGAACUUACAGAAGAGGAGAAAAAGAUGGCAGAAGAUAUUAGGGCUAUUUGGAAGGGAAUUUUGAGCAAUGUUCCUGUAAUUGAGGAUUCUACAGACUUCUUCAAAUCUGGAGCAUCCUCUAUGCAUGUUGUCAGAAUGCUGGAAGAGAUCAAGCAGAAAUACAGCGGACUUCAGCUGCAGAAUGAGGACGUUUAUAUGGCUACUAAGUUUGCAGACUUUGUUCAAAUGGCUGUCAGAAAACUCAGGGGAGAAGACAAAGAAGAAGAGCUGGUCAUUGAUUACGUUUCAAAAAAUGUGAACAAUAUGACUGUGAGAAUGCCAUACCAGUGUUUCAUAAAUGGGCAGUUUAUAGAUGCUGAUGAUGGAAAAACAUACGACACCAUAAAUCCAACAGAUGGAUCAGUAAUAGCCACUGUAUCCUCUGCUUCGUUGGCUGAUGUUGACAAAGCUGUGGCAGCAGCRAAAGAGGCUUUUGAAAAUGGUGAAUGGGGACGAAUGAAUGCACGGGAAAGAGGGCGACUCAUGUACAGACUUGCAGACCUGAUGGAAGAACAUCAAGAAGAGUUAGCAACAAUAGAAUCUAUCGACUCAGGAGCUGUCUACACCUUAGCUUUGAAGACCCAUGUAGGAAUGUCUGUGCAAACAUUCAGAUACUUUGCUGGAUGGUGUGACAAAAUUCAGGGUGCUACAAUUCCAAUUAACCAGGCCCGCCCAAAUCAUAACCUAACAUUCACUAAGAAAGAACCAAUAGGUGUGUGUGCAAUUGUUAUCCCCUGGAAUUACCCACUGAUGAUGCUUGCAUGGAAGAGCGCAGCGUGUCUGGCUGCAGGCAACACGUUGGUUCUCAAACCAGCUCAGGUCACACCGCUGACAUCCUUAAAGUUUGCAGAACUCUCAGCUAAAGCUGGAUUUCCUAAGGGUGUUAUAAAUAUUCUGCCUGGUUCAGGUGGCUUAGUGGGACAGCACUUGUCUGAACAUCCAGACGUUCGCAAAGUUGGAUUCACUGGUUCAACACCGACUGGCAAAAAGAUCAUGAAGAGUGCGGCCAGUAAUCUGAAGAAAGUUUCUCUUGAACUUGGUGGCAAAUCACCGCUGAUCAUAUUCAAUGACUGUGAACUUGAUAGAGCCGUAAAAAUGGGUAUGGGAGCAGUAUAUUUCAACAAAGGAGAAAACUGCAUUGCUGCUGGCAGGCUGUUUGUAGAAGAAUCAAUCCAUGAUGAAUUUGUUAGAAAAGUGGUGGAAGAAAUAAAAAAGAUGAAAAUUGGUGACCCACUUGAUAGAUCUACAGAUCAUGGUCCACAAAAUCAUAAAGCGCAUUUGGAAAAGCUGCUGCAAUACUGUGAAACUGGAGUAAAAGAAGGUGCCACUCUAGUAUAUGGAGGAAGACAAGUAAAUAGACCAGGUUUCUUCAUGGAACCCACRGUAUUCACAGAUGUUGAAGACCAUAUGUAUAUUGCCCAGGAAGAGUCCUUUGGUCCCGUCAUGGUAAUUUCUAAAUUUAAAAAUGGGGAUGUUGCUGGAGUUCUAAGACGGGCAAAUUCCACAGAAUAUGGUUUAGCUUCAGGAGUUUUCACAAGAGACCUAAGCAAAGCUCUGUACGUGAGUGAAAAGCUAGAAGCUGGAACAGUUUUUAUUAACACAUACAACAAAACGGAUGUUGCUGCACCUUUUGGUGGAUUUAAGCAAUCUGGCUUUGGAAAAGAUUUAGGUGAAGAAGCACUUCAUGAAUACCUUAGAACCAAGGCCAUCACUGUGGAAUAUUAAAGGAACCGUCUCACGUGGAAAGUAAACUGGCUGAGUUUGAGUCUGAAGGACUCCGUGAAGCACUUCAUGCAAUGUCCAGGGUAUCCUGUCCUAUGUGGUAAAACUAUCGAAACGAGUAUCCCCCAUCCAUGCAUAAAUUUAUAUAAUACAAGUCCAGAUUUUAGUCUCACUGAAAGAUGAAAGCACUUGGCAAUUAAAUAAUUUCAGAUUAAUUAUCCAGCAACAGUAACAGGUAUUAGCACAAGCAGAACAAAAGGUGUUUGAGCUGGUUUUUUUUUUUUUUUUUAAGUACAACUGAAGAAUGUGUUCUCACAUGUCUCCUUUUAUAUUUAUGUGAACAUACAUUUACAUGAUCAUUUUAAAUCUCUAGACACAAGGCUUCUCUCAAAGUUAAACUAUGUAUAUUAUGCCAUUUUUGCUAAAAAUGGUUCAAGUUUUACAGUAGCAAUUAAACAUUCUGCUCUGGUGAUUCUUCAGCAGUACAGAAAACCUUUGUGCCAUAAGAAGUAAAUAACUGCAAGAAAGUGCACUUACUAUGAUCUUUGUAUAGUACAUACAGAGUUCAACAUUGGUAUUAAACUAUGCAUAUCAAGCUAAAGUUACUGAAAAGAUUUUCUAUCCUUUUGUUGAUAUAUGUGUGAUCUGCCUGGGAUUUGAAAGGUGGUUACAUUAACAGAUUAAAAUCACUUUUUCUGUCUGU
Messenger RNA from Nothoprocta perdicaria, 3691 nucleotides. It is a transcript of the gene ALDH1L2, whose product is annotated as aldehyde dehydrogenase 1 family member L2. Gene Ontology annotation, molecular function: aldehyde dehydrogenase (NAD+) activity; formyltetrahydrofolate dehydrogenase activity. NCBI's taxonomy places the organism in Eukaryota, Metazoa, Chordata, Aves, Tinamiformes, Tinamidae. The coding region runs from base 1 to 2991 and encodes 996 amino acids. Gene Ontology annotation, biological process: biosynthetic process; one-carbon metabolic process; 10-formyltetrahydrofolate catabolic process. The record is from RefSeq and is a predicted model, not a curated record. Gene Ontology annotation, cellular component: cytoplasm. The transcript is spliced from 24 exons.